UUUAAAGCUCCCAAACACAAUAAUACCAAUCUCUUUAUCUUUCCACACCUGAUUUCCACAAUCUCGCUUUCUGCCCAACACCCCAUAGGUUGAAUAACAUCUUUAAAGCUUCCAAUUUUAGUGACAAGAGACCCAGAGCUCACAUAAUAUGAUCAACUUUGUCUUUGCCAGAAGACGAGUCUUUUACUAAGCAUUUAGAUCCCAUAGCUUCGGUUAGUUCUUUCCCCUGUAUCAGAUGAACACGCGAUCGAAUCUUUGCGUGUGGGCCCAAAACCCAAACCCCUUCUCCGCUAAGUAACGACACAUGGAAAAAGAAAGCGUAUAAGGAAAUUCGAAUAUUAAUGAUAGGAACGAUUAAAUUCCAACUCACGACUCGAAGGGUGAAGGAAGAGCGAAGGAGCGAUGACUUCGCCUCGCCGGUCUCCUAUGCGAGACGCGGAGAAUUCGACCCCGCCGCUGUCUCCGCCGGCAAAGACACCGUCGAGACCCCAAACUCCGGCGCGAGAAGACAGACCCGUGGCCUCCCCUCUCCGAUUGCUGGUGUCUUCGCCGGCGAAGACACCGUCGAGACCCCAAACCCCGGCGCGAGAAGACGGGCCCGUGGCCUACCCUCUCCGAUCGCCGCUGCGGCGCGCCGAGCUCCCGACCCCGCCGCGCACGCCCCCGGACGAACCAGCGCCGCCUCCGGCGGUCACGAUCGCGAACCGGCUGACCCGGGACGGCGUCUCCCCGGCCGAGAAGGAAAUUAGCGAGGGCGGCGGCGGAGUGCGGGCGGGGGAGGGGGGAUCCGUGAGGGGAGCGCUUGGACUCCGGGUGGCGGCGUUCGUGCUUUCUAUGAUCGCCUUCUCGGUGAUGGCCGCCGACAAGACCGACGGAUGGGCGGGCGACUCGUUCGACCGCUACAAAGAAUUCCGAUACUUGGUGGCGGUAAAUGUGCUCGCCUUCGCGUAUUCGGCGUUUCAAGUGUGCGAGAAAAUCUACCGUAAGAUCUGCACGAGGCAUAUCAUGAGCCGUCGGAUGGGUUGCUACUUCGAUCUCUCGAUGGAUCAGAUACUGGCGUACCUUCUGAUGUCGGCAUCGUCAGCGGCAGCCUCUCGCAACGACGUCUGGGUAUCAAGAUUCGGGAGCGACGGAUUCACUCACAAAGCCAACGCUUCCAUCGCCAUGUCCUUCCUCGCGUUCGUCGCCGUUGCUCUGAGCUCGCUCGUCUCUGCUUACAAGCUGUUCGGAAGGAGUCCUUGAGAGGGAAGCAGAAAUUUUGAAUGAUGUAAAUUUGUCGUGCAUAGCAAUACAUCCAAAGACAUCACUUUUCUUUUUUCUUUUCAGAUUUGUUCCGUCGCGACUUACAUAAGUGUAUGCUUACUCGACAUUUCCAUAAGAAAUGUUUGGGGGAUCGCCCCUUUUUGCUGCC
This is a messenger RNA of Musa acuminata AAA Group (dessert banana), 1411 nucleotides long. Its product is annotated as CASP-like protein 4A3. NCBI's taxonomy places the organism in Eukaryota, Viridiplantae, Streptophyta, Magnoliopsida, Zingiberales, Musaceae. The record is from RefSeq and is a predicted model, not a curated record. The coding region runs from base 403 to 1242 and encodes 279 amino acids. The transcript has 3 exons.